Molecule: messenger RNA, 2499 nt
Organism: Vicugna pacos (alpaca)
Lineage: Eukaryota; Metazoa; Chordata; Mammalia; Artiodactyla; Camelidae
Source: RefSeq, a predicted model, not a curated record
CAUGUUAUCAUUCUGGGUGACCUGAAUACAGCCCACCGCCCCAUUGACCACUGGGAUGCCGCCAACCUGGAAACGAAAAAGGAAUGACAGCAAAGAGGACAACCACUAUUCUCCCCAGUCCAAAAGGAGCAGGAGAAACCCUGUGUCUCAGGAGUCUCAGGAUGCAGAGACAGUACCUGUAAUGAUAAAUAAUAAGGAAGACCAACUAAGAGGAACCAAAGUGUUUGCGUCGUCAAGCAAUGAUAGUGACAGGAGCAGCAGCAGCGUUAAUAUCCCAGAGAGAGUAAUUGGACCAGAAAGUGGCUUAAACCAGGUGGUUGCUGACCCCAACAUGAGUACCCCUCAGUCCUUAUAUGAGGAGUACGCACUCUACCAAGGUCCUUACUCCCACAUUAACCGGAUCUUAAAGGAGGCACACUUCAACAGCCUGCGGCAGCGAGGACAGUGUCCAACAUGAUGAACUAGGAGCUCCUCAUUCCAACCUAAAAUUUGCUUAUAAAGGCAAUUGCACACAAAACAAAGACGUCUGUUGACUUUUCAGUCUGUCUUUUAAAUAACAGGUUGAUGGACAGUUGUUUUAACUUGGGUUUUUGCUGCACUUUUGCUAUUUCAAAGGGGACCUGGAAGCACUUUUAUAGAAUUCUUUUCAGGUUGGAUGUCAAAUUUAUGAGGAAACCUCACAUGCAGGUUGAAUCCAUAGAAUGUCCAAUUCAGAUUGCUUUACAAAUCUGUCAGUUAGAAACCCUAGUCAAUUGUCCUUUUAAAAUGACAGAUCUUCAGUCGAAAAAAUGUAAUAGGCUAGUAAAGUGUGAAAUUUUCACGAAGAAAAAAAAUUACUAUUCCAAAGCAGAAAUAGCUGGAUUCAGUCUUGUAGUGAACUGAACUGCCACACUGCCUCUCAGAAGGUAGAUGUCUUAUUGAAAUUACUCUCAACUUGCAAGGGGACAGUUAGACCCAAUUUAGACUGUAUAAGUGAAAUCUCCCCUCUAGCAACUGUCUCCACUCUUUGUGUUUCUAGAAAGAAUAUUCCUAAGGCUCUUGUGUACUCAGAUACCUUCUGUAUCAUUAAUCCUCCAGAGCGUGCAUUUCAGAGUUAGUAGAAAGCGUUGCACAAUUCUGUCAGACAAGAGGUACAUAACAGCUUUCUGUCUUGAAAACAAACCUGUUUAAUUAUUAGUAGUUUAAGUGAUCUCAUUUCCAAUUCCACCUGUUAUGUCUAGAGCUAAAGCUGAUAAUGUGUAAGCUACCUCACUCAAUGUCUAAAGUUAUAAGAAUUGUUAAACUGGUUUGGACAACCCUCUACUUGCUGUUUCAAAGACCCCUUUACGAAGACUAGGGGGCCAGCAUAUGUCAUUGAAACUGCAAAGGUUGGUGCGGCUUACAGACAAUGGCGAGGCACCACUGAAGAAAUAGGCAAUAGUAGUGUUUAGUUAGCCAGAGAUGGAUAUGUUCCCAUGUUCUUUGGUUAUCCUAAAGAGCUAAUCACAUUGACCACUGGUUACAAGGAUGUGCCUGCUUCUUCAGCAAUGCGCUGUGUCAACAAGGAACUAGGAUGUAUCCAGUUUUGUGCCCUGCAGAAUGCCAGAGGUAGAUUGAAAGGAAAGUGCCCUCUGGUCUAAUAAGAACCUCUUGCAUGUUCACAUCAUUCUCUACACUCUAAACUUGGAAGCCCACACAGCAGAAACAAGCAGAUAUGAGAAUUAAAGGUAGCUCUAGAGAGAGGUCUUUGCCAUUUGUGAAGAUUUGGAAAAGACAUAAAAUAACAGAUUGAGUAAAAGAAGAAUGAGAUUUGAUGAAGUCACAGAGUUAAUAUUUGAAAAGGAAAACUGUUCUAGGAAAAGUAGAAAACACACAUGCACACACAUGCACACACACACACACACACACACACACACACACCUCCUUUCCAUGGUGGUUUCCUUUAGUAUGGAUAGGAUUUUAAGGUCUGAUACUAGUAGUGGGGUUUUAGUGUUACUGAGGAAAAAGCCACAGCACCAUUGGCCUCAAACUGGUGGAUCAGGCAUGGGUCCAUUUAUUUCUCAGUUACACAGUUUGUGUAAGAGUAUUUUUUUCUGUGACUACUGUCCCCAAAGUUAAAAAGCCAGGUGUUUUAACAAGAAGCAUUUUGACUUUUUUGGCUAUCAUUUUCACUGUAACAAAAAGCAAACAACCAAAUACUAAAGGAGACAGCCUGUUGGAACUCUCAAACCGCAGGUACACACAUGAUUUAGAAACAAGAUUAUACUGUAUAGCACAGGGAAAUAUAUACAAGAUCUUGUGGUAGCUCACAGCAAAAAAAAAUGACGAUGAAUAUAUGUAUGUUCAUGUAUAAUUGAAAAAUUGUACUCUGCACUGGAAUUUGACACAAUGUUGUAAAAUGACUGUAACUCAAUAAAAAAAAGUUAGAAAAAAAAGAGAAAGGAAAAAAAAAACACCCAGGAAGAAUUCUGCAGGCUGAAAUACGUGGCAUGGAAUGAAAAUAGAGCAUAUAUUAAAAGU